Molecule: messenger RNA, 918 nt
Organism: Solanum tuberosum (potato)
Lineage: Eukaryota; Viridiplantae; Streptophyta; Magnoliopsida; Solanales; Solanaceae
Exons: 5
Coding region: 1-918 (305 amino acids)
Biological process (GO): DNA integration
Molecular function (GO): nucleic acid binding
Source: RefSeq, a predicted model, not a curated record
AUGUCGGUAUUUUCAGAUUUGGUGGAGGACACGAUAGAGGUAUUUUCGGAUGAUUUAUCUGUGGUAGGUGACUCAUUUGAUGAUUGUUUGACACAUUUGGCUGAGGUUUCUAUCGGAGGAUUUGGAGAGUUGAAAGAAAAGUUAACUUCAGCACCUACCAUUAUUUCAUCGGAUUGGGGGCAAUCAUUUGAAGUGAUGUGUGAUGCAAGUGGGGUGGCGUUUGGUGUGGUAUUAGGACAGAGGUUAGAGAAGAUUCUUCAUCCGAUCUACUAUGCCAGGAAAACUCUGACUGUGGCUCAAAAGAACUAUACUGUGACUGAACAGGAACUCCUUGCUGUGGUAAAGGAUAGAAAGGGAACAGAAAAUCAGGUUGCUGAUCACUUGUCCAUGCUAGAGGAGGAAGCUAUGAUCAAGCUAGAGGAUGGAAUUGAGAUUAAUGAUGCGUACCCUGAUGAACAUCGUGAGGGAGGAAUUUCAAAAAAGCAAGAACUACCAAUGAACCCAAUACUGGUGAUUGAGCUUUUUGAUGUUUGGGGUCUUGACUACAUGGGUCCGUUUGUGAGUUCGAAUGGGAUGAAGUACAUUCUUGUGGCGGUUGACUAUGUAUCAAAAUGUGUGGAAGCAGUCGCGCUUUCAAAUAAUGAAGGAAAGAGUGUCACUGCAUUCCUGAAAAAGAAUAUCUUCUCUAGAUUUGGUACACCAAGGCCAAUCAUAAGCGAUGGAGGUUCUCACUUUUGUAAUAAAUUGUCCAAGGUAUUGCUUGAGAAGAAUGGUGUUUCCCACAGUGUAGCAACCCUAUAUCAUCCGCAGUCGAGUGGACAAGUUGAAGUGUCAAAUCAUGAGAUAAAGAAAAUUCUUGCAAAGACCGUAAAUGCCAACAGAAUUGACUGGUCAAGAAGGCUUGAUGAUGCUCUAUAG